UUUUGAGAAAUCCCGGAACUAGAGCAGCGCUGAGCCCCGGUACCAGCCGCCAGGAAGGCUCUCGCUUUAGAGGGGGUUCCCGUGCAGAUUCAGGGGCCGAGUAGCGCUUUUCCUUCCCCGGAGCACCCUUUCCCUCGCCCUGCCGAAGCCCGGAGAGGUCUCCAGUUUUGACGACGAUGGCUCUCAGCCGCCGCAAUGUUGCUCAUCGAAACUUGGAAAAUAUUGAACCAGUCAAGCCAACAGCAAAGGUGACUGCAGCUGUCCGAAGGCCAGCUUUGGGAGACUUGGCAAAUCGUGUUAUGACUCGUGCAGAGCAGAAAAAACAAAUGACAAAUAUGGUUUCUAAACCAGUGGUAUCCAAGCCAAAAAAGGCUUUGCCAAAACCAGUGGCUAAAGAAGUGAAGCCAGUGACUCGUGGGUUAAAGCAAGCAGCUCAGAAUAUGAAGCCAGUGGUUGAGGAGCCUGUUCCACGGACCCCUGUGUCUCCAACUCCAAUGGAUGUCUCAAUGACAGAAGAUUCUUCUACGAAAGAGGAAGACCUUUGUCAAGCUUUCUCUGAAGCCAUAUUGAAGGUGGAAGAUAUUGAUGCACAAGAUAGUGAUAAUCCUCAAAUGUGUAGCCAGUAUAUAAAAGACAUCUACAAAUAUCUGCGGCAGCUGGAGAUGGAACAAGCAAUCAGACCACAUUACCUUGAAGGGCAAGAGAUAAAUGAACGUAUGCGUGCGAUUCUGGUUGACUGGCUAAUUCAAGUUCACUCCAAAUUCCGCCUACUGCAAGAAACUCUCUACAUGACACUAGCUAUCAUGGAUCGUUUCCUGCAGAGCCAGCCAGUUUCCCGCAAAAAGCUCCAGUUGGUCGCUGUGACUGCUAUGCUGCUAGCUUCUAAAUAUGAAGAAAUGUAUCCACCAGCUAUCGGAGACUUUGUUUACAUCACGGACAAUGCUUAUACCAAGAGUCAGAUCCGUCAAAUGGAAAUUCUUAUUCUUAAAGAACUUGACUUCAAAUUGGGCCGCCCACUACCACUGCAUUUUCUGAGGCGAGCUUCUAAAACUGAUGUUGAUGCUGAGAAAUACACUCUUGCAAAAUACCUAAUGGAAUUGACUGUCAUAGACUACAAUAUGGUGCACAUACCUCCUUCUGAAAUUGCAGCAGCUGCACUUUGCCUGUCUUUUCAAGUCUUGGACCAAAGUAAAUGGACAGCAGUUCAAAAAUACUACACUGGCUACACAGAAGAUGCCUUGCACUUGACUAUGAAGCACAUGGCAAAGAAUGUUGUGAAAAUGAAUGAAGGCCUGACAAAGCAUGUUGCUAUAAAGAACAAGUAUGCAAGUCCCAAAUUAUUGAAAAUAAGCACCAUUCCUCAAUUGAAGUCUGCCUUAAUCAAAGGAUUGGCCUCCUCACUGCUGUAACCUUCCAAAAAGUAAUAUGGACAUAAUUGCACUUUCCAGUUUUAAAUGGAAGAAUUGCUGCUAAUACACUUAGCCCAGCCUUUGGACAGUUUGUCAAUUAACUAUGGCACUGCACCAAUGGGCAAACAUCCAUACUUAAAACCUUGUGAUUUUUUUUUUUAAAUCGCCAGGUUAGGAUGCAGUAACUGAGUUUCACUCCAGCAUGCUUCUGAUUCCAACUUGUGUUUGGAGGGAGUAAAGUCCUAGCUCAUCUCUCCUCUGAAGCUGACCGUUUUGUCGUACUUCCACAGACCAGUUGCAAACCUUGUCUUUUUAGAUUUUCAUGUAUAUUUUUAACUUUUUUUUUGCUAAUCUUAAAAUUAUGCCACUUUGUCACUGCAAAUGGCUUCUGUCGGUUUUUCUCAUUAAAAAUCCACUGAUCUUAUUCUUGAGACUGGCUUUCUAUCUUCAAGACUUGCUUUUGGCACACACUCCAGUUGUUCAGAAUAAGUGUAAGGAACAUUUGUGAAAGUGAGCGUGUCAUUUAAGUCCAGGGUUUAAUGAAGCUAUGGAUCUAAUCCCAAUUUUGCUACUGGAGUGGAUAGUAAAGAAAGGCUUUUUGUUCAGUUUAUGCCCAGAUUUGUUACUGGGUGACUGAAAUGGAGUCAUGUGGGCCUAAUGUAUUGAAUUCUGUUAGCAUUUGAUGCUAGUUAUUUGGGAGGGGUGACAACAUUGGGGUGGGAGCAAUAGGACAAAGGGAAGAGAAACAUUUGGUCAAGGCUCCUGCAAAGUUGGGGUUCACAAAUGUACAAUGUAAGUAAAACAUUGGUUACUUUUUGAAUGCAAGUGAUUUGAUGCGUAGGCAAACAUUUUGUGGCGUAACAAUGGAAGCAUAACAGACCCUUCGGUGCAUUAAAAGAUCCAAUUUAAAUUCUACACUAAUGUGUGCAAUCUCUGGAAAAAGCUUUAAUGUCAAUUUGCUUAACUAAAUUCCAUGUAAAAUAUCCAAGAAACACUGGAUGUACUAGAGUGUAGGUGAAGAUCAAUAUAGAGGUGUGGGUGGGAGGGGCUAGUGCAGUCAAGUAAACUUGUACAAAUUUUUAAACUAUUCAGGAUUUUAUUUGAAGGUUUUUUGUUUUUACUGCUUCAUCUUUAAGAAAGUUGCUUUAGAACAAAAGCUCUUUAAACCCCUGUAACCGACAUGUAGUUUUGUUAGGGUUACAACAUUAGCAAUCACUGCCUAGUGUUUUUCUUUUGUACUAGAUAUUUCAUCCAAACUGCUGUAAUAUUGCUUGAUAUGGUUUGAGAUCUUGUACUACAAUGCAAUGGGCAUAAUCUGAAGUAUCAACACUUCAACCAGGUUUACCUGACAAACUUGAUGCAAAAUUUAAAUAAAAUUACUGUAAUUACCACUUAAA
This is a messenger RNA of Hemiscyllium ocellatum (epaulette shark), 2806 nucleotides long. RefSeq names its product cyclin B2 (gene ccnb2). The transcript is spliced from 9 exons. Gene Ontology annotation, cellular component: nucleus; cytoplasm; cyclin-dependent protein kinase holoenzyme complex. Gene Ontology annotation, biological process: mitotic cell cycle phase transition; regulation of cyclin-dependent protein serine/threonine kinase activity. Bases 177 to 1409 code for a protein of 410 amino acids. Gene Ontology annotation, molecular function: cyclin-dependent protein serine/threonine kinase regulator activity. The record is from RefSeq and is a predicted model, not a curated record. Lineage: Eukaryota; Metazoa; Chordata; Chondrichthyes; Orectolobiformes; Hemiscylliidae.